AUGGACCAACAAUUCUCAUUGUCCUGGAAUAAUUUUCACGGGAAUCUCACUAAAGGAUUCGCCGGUUUAUUAGGAAAUGGCGAAUUCGUCGAUGUUACUAUAGCUGUCGAAGGUCAUUUGUUGCAAGCACACAAAGUAAUACUGUCAAUAUGUUCACCUUAUUUCAAGAAAAUGUUUCAAUUAAAUCCAUGUCAACAUCCAAUUGUUGUACUGAGGGAUGUGACUCACAAAGCAAUGAAAGACUUGCUACAGUUUAUGUAUCAUGGAGAAGUUAGUGUGAAACGUGAAGAUCUCACUAGUUUUAUAGGAACAGCUGAAGUAUUACAAAUAAAAGGAUUGACAAAUAAAGAGACUGAAGAAGAUGAAGACAGUGAAAGAGAGCAAGAUUUACCUAAACACAGAACAGAAACUCAAAACAACACUCCUGAUGCAGAGUCAUGUGUGUCAGACACCUACGACACAGCUCUAAAUGAUGAGACAACACAAAACAAUGAACUAGAGCUGUUAAAACAAAGGCAACUUAUAGAAAAACUGCACAGAAUCAGUAACCUUAAGAGGAAAUCCACUGAAUUCCUUCAAAAGAAUUACUUCUCAGACAUACUCAACCCUGAAAAGAGGUCAAAAACAAAAGAGAAAAUUAUCUAUACUCAAAAUAAUCAGAUGUACCAAUCAAAUAAUUACGAGAACAUUAAAAACUUGUAUGAAGAUAACCCAGUGGACAUUUCUGCGUCAUACAACACACAUAUAUCAAAAACCAAUUCACAAGAUUUUAAUGAGAAAAGUAAAGAUCAAUCUCUAUCAGAUAAUGGCUUGGAAAUGAAGACAGAAUGUGAUGAUAGUGAUAUCAUAGUAACAGACCCAGCAGUAUGUUCUACGCCUAAGAAUUAUGAAUCAUCUAGAGAAGGAAAGAAAGAUCUGUCUGUACCCAUAGACUAUCCAUCCCCACAAGACAAUACCAGCUUGAGUUCGUUAUUCAUCGACCUUAAAAACUUAGUGAAUGGUAAGGUAACUAACAAUACACUGAGAACUAACUCAAGUGAAGAAUACCCUAGACCAACGUUGGAGCACCGACUGGUAACUAUCCCGCAAAAGGAAGACGGGAAGAAGAAAUACCCACAGCGUUCAUGUCGUCUUUGUUGGAAAAUAGGACGCAGACGAGACACUCGAUUUAUGUGUAGCGCAUGUGAACUGCCAUUUUGCAAAACACCUUGCUUUGGAAUUCAUUUUAAUGAUGUACUAAGAGUAUCUCAAUUGCAAGGAGAUUAUUACGCAAAUUAA
Molecule: messenger RNA, 1278 nt
Organism: Spodoptera littoralis (African cotton leafworm)
Lineage: Eukaryota; Metazoa; Arthropoda; Insecta; Lepidoptera; Noctuidae
Source: the annotation of a GenBank genome assembly